AUGGCAACAGCUUCCAAAGUUCAACUCUCUCUUGGCGAAUGGCCCGAAUUCUAUAUCAAGGACAUCAAACAAGAGUCUGCAAUAAGGGCUUCAGAUUUGUUGCAAGAAAAUCAUGAGAAACACCACAUAUUCUUCAACAAUUCUGGCUUCCAUAACCAUAUUGCUCAUCAUCUGCUCACAGUCUACUCUUUGGCCGCGACACCCUCGCAGAUUCAAAAGCAUUACGAUGACAACGUGAGCUACCAAAGACCACCCCAGCCUGUUGAGUCAACCGUCAUACAAGGUAUGGAAGACCCUGCACAGUUCAAGAAGUAUUUGGGCAAGGAGCGUUAUUACAAUGACUACCUCCGCUUCUUCCAAAGCGAGAUGGACAAGAAAGGUUGGCAGCAAGUCUUGAACGAGUACGUCUUUGCCCGAGAUGAACGAGCAGACGACAUGCUGGUCCGCAUGUUUGCUGGAUUCCUUCACCCUAUUAUUCAUCUGGGCUUCGGCGUCGAGUUUCACCAGCCCGCCAUCGUCGCCGAAGGCCUUGCUCAAGCUGCCGUCCAUGAUUCUUGGAUGAAACCUUUGUUUUCUGGUGCCGAGAGGACCCGCACAGAGAUUUCUGGGCCCUCCAAAAGCAUCGUUGAACUGCUGAACCAAACACAUGCCGAGAAGCGUCUAGCCAAAGCUGCCGAUGUGGAUGGCAAUCGCAUUCGCGACGGCAUACUGAAGACCGAGGCACAGACAAUGAUUCUUAGGUACACANAGUUUGACUUCUUCUACAUGCACUGCAUCAACUCUUCCAUCUUCUUCUCUGCUUUUCUCAAACAAGACUGGCUAAGCGACGCCAACAAAGUCCGCCUGCUCGAAUGGAAAGUCAGAAACGAUGUUGCUUUGUACGCGUCGCGGGGCUGCCCAGACCUUCUCAUCGACGAAAUCAUGAAUUACGAGCCGAGCAAACCAACAUCUACAUCUACCGACCCCUGGCACGAUAUCAUCGAGCGAGUAAAGAACUUUGAGGAUGAUGGACAUGGCUCAAAGCUGGUCAGAGCAUUGGCGCAUGGACAGCAGAUCUGCAAACCGUAUGAGCACAAGGAGAACUUCAGGGUCAAAGAUAAUAUGUGGUUGCAGCUUGGUCAUAUGGCUAUUGAUUCUGUCGAAGGCUCUGAGCCCACUUGGGUGCGAUCGGCUGGCUUUGACAGUGCUUGGGAGAAGGUAGCAGACAGGCCUCGUGCACAACUAUGA
Aureobasidium vineae is the source of this 1227-nucleotide messenger RNA. The record is from the annotation of a GenBank genome assembly. NCBI's taxonomy places the organism in Eukaryota, Fungi, Ascomycota, Dothideomycetes, Dothideales, Saccotheciaceae.